UUUCACUCGAAGUAUUCGGAAAGAUGAAGAGCGGUAGCUCACUCGUUCACCUCUUUCUCUUCUUCUUCUGCAUUUCCGUCUGUUCCCUUUCUUCUGCUCAAACUCACAUCCCUCUCCGAUCUUCGAAGCCCCUCCCGUCCCGCCAAUUCGCAGAAAAUCUCAUCAGAAGCCUCAAUCUCAUACCUGGAAUUCCUGAAGUUGAAUCCGAGAUCGAUCCACCUGGCCCUCGCCUCGUCGAGCGGAAGCUUGACCUCGAAAUCCUUGGAGAAAUUGAUUCUGAUGUCUCGGUUGAAGAGCUAGGGCAUCAUGCCGGAUACUACCGCCUUGAAAACACCCAUGCUGCGAGAUUGUUCUAUUUCUUCUUUGAAUCUCGAGGUAGCAGCAACGAUCCUGUUGUUCUAUGGUUGACUGGAGGCCCUGGAUGCAGCAGUGAGUUAGCCCUUUUCUAUGAAAAUGGGCCUUACAAGAUUGCGGAUAACAUGUCUCUCAUCUGGAAUGACUAUGGAUGGGACAAGGCAUCAAACCUCAUAUUCGUUGACCAGCCCACAGGAACUGGAUUUAGUUACAGUACGGAUCUACGUGACAUUCGCUUUGGUGAGAAGGGUGUUAGUAAUGAUGUAUAUGAUUUUUUGCAGGCAUUUUUCAAGGAGCAUCCAAGUUACUCAAAGAACGAUUUCUAUAUCACUGGAGAAUCAUAUGCCGGACACUAUAUUCCUGCUGUUGCUGAGAGAGUUCAUAGGGGGAACAAAGAGAAACUUGGCCUACAUAUAAAUUUAAAGGGUUUUGCCAUUGGUAAUGGGCUAACUGAUCCUGCAAUCCAAUACCAAGCGUACACUGAUUAUGCAUUGGACAUGGGCGUAAUCAAGCAAACUGAUCAUGACAGAAUCAACAAGAUAGUCCCAGUGUGUGAACUCAGCAUAAAACUUUGUGGCUCCAGUACUCUGGCUUGCUUUGCUUCUUUCGUGGUGUGCAACUCCAUUUUCAGCUCUAUUAUGCUUGUAGCUGGAGAUAUGAAUCACUAUGAUAUACGAAAGAAAUGUGAGGGAAGCCUUUGUUAUGAUUUCUCGAAUAUGGAUAAAUUCCUGAACCAAAAGUCAGUGAGGGAAGCUCUGGGUGUUGGGAAAAGGAAAUUUGUGUCAUGUAGCCCUAUUGUAUAUGAAGCCAUGAUCACUGACUGGAUGAAGAAUUUCGAACCAGGAAUUCCUGCUCUGAUUGAAGAUGGCAUCAAAGUGCUUGUGUAUGCCGGUGAAUAUGAUCUCAUAUGCAACUGGUUGGGGAAUUUUAGAUGGGUGAACUCCAUGGAAUGGUCCGGUCAGAAGAAGUUUGCUGUAGCUCCAAUGGAACCAUUCACCGUCGAUGGCAAGGAAGCAGGGCUAUUGAAAUCUUAUGGGUCCCUCAGUUUCCUCAAGGUGCAUGAUGCGGGCCACAUGGUUCCGAUGGACCAACCCAAGGCUGCAUUGAAGAUGCUGAAGAAGUGGACACGAGGAAACCUGAGCGAAGAUGCCUAUCUGUCCAUGGCUACUGACAUGUAGAAAUAGUAAGCUCCAAGCAACUUAUCAUGGCUUGUGAAUAUUAAAUACUGUUCCUGCCACAUAUACCUCACCUAAUUCCCAUCCAUGGCCGCAGAGAAGUUGAAGACUUUUUUUUACACACAUACCCCACCCACACCACACGUCCACUCAAACUUAUGAUCUCAAUGUCAAAACACAGCCAGUCUACCGUUGAGCCAUGGAAUCGGACCAAAGAAGUUGUAGACAUUCAUGGUAUCACUGGUGUUGCAUUUUAAUUGACUGCUAAUCGUAGUUCGAAAACUUGGCUUGACUUGAUGUCCAGCCGGCUUAGGUUGACUCGAA
Messenger RNA from Magnolia sinica, 1853 nucleotides. RefSeq names its product serine carboxypeptidase-like. Lineage: Eukaryota; Viridiplantae; Streptophyta; Magnoliopsida; Magnoliales; Magnoliaceae. Gene Ontology annotation, cellular component: vacuole. The record is from RefSeq and is a predicted model, not a curated record. Bases 24 to 1532 code for a protein of 502 amino acids. The transcript has 9 exons. Gene Ontology annotation, molecular function: serine-type carboxypeptidase activity. Gene Ontology annotation, biological process: proteolysis.